AUGCCGACCUCUGCAAGAUCCCAGCCUGAAAGGCCUGGGACCCCCUUCCGGCAUCACGUUACCCCAUUACGCAACCUUUCACCCCCUGCGUCUCCCACCACUACUCAUUCGGUAGACGAUCAGCUUGAGAGCUCCUAUCUCUUCGUUCAUGAUCAUGACCAAGACGAGACAUCCUCUGAACCUGGCUCUUCGCUUCGAGACUCUGUGAUCGGUCUCUCGGAUUCAAGCAGCGAACCUCAGGGUCGAGAACGAUGGGAAGAUGAUGAAAGCACUUCGAGCGGCGAACAUGUGGACGAUCUCGUUCACCUUGAUUCGGAUCCGGCCCCUUCAAUCUUGGAUGGAUCUUACAUCGACGCUGAGGCUACGGCGUCCACUCUCUCCGAAAUGACCGACUCCAGAGCGACUGUCAAUCGCCGUCUAAGGGAGCUCUCGGAAUCUCAAGUCAGAUUAAUCAUGCCCGAUCCAAGCAGCUCCUCCUUCACAUCCGCUACUAUCAGUGACAACACCACCCCAAGCGGGUCAUUGGGCAAUCUCCUCAGUAUCUCCUCGGAAGCUGUCAAACCUAUCAAUCCCCGACGAGACACGUCUAGUACUCUGCGGCCGAUCGAUAAGAGUUGGUUGGAGAAUAGCAGCAGGCUUUGGAAUGUUCCACCGGAUCUCAGACAGAAAAUCGAUCAUCACGAGGACUUUGGGCCGAGCUACGCUGUCUUGGGGAGUUUUGACGAUAUUCAGACACACCAGACUGGUGGCAUGCGUUGGCACAAUGAGAAGCAUGAUGACCCUCAUCGGGAUGCCAGCAGAGAGGACAAGAAACCUCAGGAGACUAUAGAACGCCCAACCAAAUCACAGACUUCGCGGACCCUAGAUGGUCCCAGAAAGAAAUGGACGGUUCGAGCGUCCCUGAUUGCUCUUACCUCUUUGCUUUCGCUUGGACUGCUCGGUUCUGUCCUAACAAGUCGCCGCUCAGUGGUCGUGGAACCUAGCUCAUCGGGCGAUACUCCCGUGCCCCCUGCCUGUCGAACAUCACUCUGGGACCAGAUUGCACUGUCGCCUUUGGCUUUCACGGUCCUGUCGAGCUCGGAUGCUGCCGCGUCGUCCAGUACUGGCAAAGUUCCUGACCUGCAGCUUAUCAAGCAAGCCCUGUCUACCUUAUCAUCGACCACGAACAAAGCUCUACCUAGUCAACCCGACUCUACUGGCCGACCGAGAAAGCUAGAAGCUGAUGCGAAGACCAAGGCAUCCUCCAAGGGCAAGGAAAGGAAAGCGGCGGUCAAUAGCUCCUGUUGCGCUAUUUCAAUUCGAGACAACAACACGGAUCUGGCAGUCCGACCGACUCAGUUUGCGCUUGCUACUACGGGAGAGACCUGGAGGAAUUCUGUGGCUCGCAAACUUCGGCGCCGUCCGAAAACCUCGCACCACGUCAACCAUACGGCUGUUGUGGAAGAAUGUAACUGUGAAUUAUCCGAAUAUCUCGGAUCUUUCCUGUGGUCUUCCUUCUUCCGCGGCUCGAAUUAUACUCGACAUCAAUCGUCCAUAUUCCUCGACUAUAUCGGCUCGAUCUGGGGGCCUGCCUGGCUCGAGCUACGCAAGGAAUGGCAAGAAGUUGUUGCGCUAUUGAAGACUAUGUCCGAGGCUUCGGCUACUCUGAGCCAAUUCGUUUUGCGACGCGCCACCCGCGGUGUAUCGAUAUCCCGUCAUAUCCUUGACAAUGCGACAGUGAGACUCAGGUCGAACAUGCCAGAUAUCCCUACACCAAACAUGGAUCCUGAAACUUUGCACAAAGCCAAGGAGAGAAUUCAUCUCCUUACAACUUACCUCGAAAGUCAUGCCGCAUCCAUGGCAGAGUAUCUGGAAGAGCAAAGCACCGUCAUGCAGGAGAAGAGUGCAGAGUCAUUGCGACAGGCCAAACGUGGUCUCGACAAAUUGGUCAACGAGGCCAAACGAAUCGUCAACGAAGACAAAGCUGUCUACCAUGAGGCACACGGUGAUUUUGCCCCUGAGUAUCGGGGCCGUGACGAGUUUGAUCGCCAGUCCAAGGGUCGGACGAAGACGCAUAGGACCUCUAAGGAACGACGGGAGCCACACGUCACGCGAAUUCCUCCAGCACAGCGACUUUCGAGAGGACGUCGAUUUUGGGACAUGAUACAUCACGGUGCCGUGGCUCUAGUAUUGUGA
Molecule: messenger RNA, 2175 nt
Organism: Kockovaella imperatae
Lineage: Eukaryota; Fungi; Basidiomycota; Tremellomycetes; Tremellales; Cuniculitremaceae
Exons: 3
Coding region: 1-2175 (724 amino acids)
Source: RefSeq, a predicted model, not a curated record